AUGCCGCAGAUCACUGCCCAGAAUGCAGAUUUCGCGUGCCAGGUGCGAGCACAGCAAAACCCUCUGCCACAAAUUUAUCAUUUAGCUGAGGAUGCUCCUCUUCAAGAGGUGGGAUUGUUUAACGACGAAGAUGAGGAGGACACCCAAAGGACGAAGCGCGCUCGGCUUCGUCGUGGCGAUGAGACGUCGGACUGGCAUCCCUUUCCGCUUCCGGAAGCUCCGGAGAGACAUCCAACUACGAGCCAUCGCAACCACUAUAAUCCGGAUGCUCCUGGGAUUAUGCGAACUCGACUGGAAUUACACGCUUGCUUGACGGCGAAGGGAAAUCUCCGCACCGCUGCUAUCUUGUUCAGUGGAAGGGUCGUCCGCUGCAGAUGA
Messenger RNA from Phytophthora infestans T30-4, 378 nucleotides. RefSeq lists its product as uncharacterized. Bases 1 to 378 code for a protein of 125 amino acids. NCBI's taxonomy places the organism in Eukaryota, Oomycota, Peronosporomycetes, Peronosporales, Peronosporaceae. The transcript has 3 exons. The record is from RefSeq and is a predicted model, not a curated record.